Harmonia axyridis is the source of this 1945-nucleotide messenger RNA. Its product is annotated as ATP-binding cassette sub-family B member 6-like. The record is from RefSeq and is a predicted model, not a curated record. Gene Ontology annotation, biological process: heme transport; transmembrane transport. Gene Ontology annotation, cellular component: membrane. Lineage: Eukaryota; Metazoa; Arthropoda; Insecta; Coleoptera; Coccinellidae. The coding region runs from base 137 to 1930 and encodes 597 amino acids. Gene Ontology annotation, molecular function: ATP hydrolysis activity; ATP binding; ABC-type heme transporter activity. The transcript is spliced from 12 exons.
UACAUUACAUAACAUUGGACAACGAUGGAAUACCUAUGACUCAUUUGAGAUUCAUCUUCGAAGAAUCGAUUUGUAGGAAUGAUGGAACUGGAAUGAGGAAUCAGUUUUCAACUUACUGAGUUUCGCCGAUGCUGCAAUGAAGAUUACAGCGCUCCGAGCCAGUUUUGAAAACUCCUGGAAAAAAAUCAAAAUUUUUCUUCCGUUCAUUUGGCCCAAAAGUUUCCAACUUAAAAUUUAUUUCUUAUUAACUUUGGUUAUUCUAUGUGUAUCCGCAGUCAUAAAUGUGUACACUCCAAUAUACAGCAAAAAAAUUGUGGAUAGUUUGAUACCGGAAGGAAAUGAAAACUCAGAAUUUAGAUGGGAUUUCAUAUGCAUUUAUUGUUUUUUGAAAUAUCUCAGAAGUAUCAACGAUUUGAAAGAAAUAUUUUGGUCAAGAAUAGACCAUAAUGUGAAUAAGGAGAUAGAGAUUAGUGUAUUUGCCCAUAUACAAAAUCUGUCAAUAAGAUGGCAUUUGAAUAGAAAAACUGGAGAAGUAAUACAAAUCAUGGGCAAUAGUAGACACUGUAUAAGUUAUUUGUUGAAUUUGAGCGUUCUGUCCAUGAUUCCUGCAAUAGUGGACAAUAUUUUCAUUAUGGGAGUAUUUACUUACCUUUUUGAUCUAUGGUUCAUCAUUAUGCUGUGCCUUUGCAUGAUUGUUUAUUGUGUUUUCAUUGUAAUGGGAAGGGAAAAGAUUUCUGAACUCAGAAUGCAAGAGAUCUCUGCUAUUCAUAAAGUUAAGGACAAGAGUAUGGAUUCUCUUAUAAAUUUUGAAACAGUAAAAUAUUUCGGCAACGAGAAAUAUGAAGUUGAAUCCUUUAGAGGAGCUGUCGAAAUGCUUUAUGAUGGAGAAUUAACAUUGAUGAAACAAGAUUUUUUUCUUCGUGCAGUAGAAAACUUUAUAAUCGAUCUGAGUCUUAUGGUAGGAACCCUGAUGUGUGUAUACAAGAUUGUUAAAACUAAAGGAUUAACAGUAGGAGAUUAUGUGAUGUUCUGCGACUAUUUUUCACAAAUUUACAGUUCAGUAUACUUAUUCGCUUAUGUAUACAAAACAAUUAAGGGGUAUCUCGUGGAAAUAGAAAAUCUCUAUGACCUUCUAACCGAAAAACCAGAAGUAAAGGAUGCACCAGACGCAAAAUUUCUGGAGGUAACUGGAGGAGCGAUAGAGUUCAAGAAUGUAUUUUUUGAAUAUCUGGAUAAUCAACCUAUUCUGAAAAAUGUUUCUUUCCUUGUACCCCCUGGUCAAACUGUAGCAAUAGUUGGGCCUUCUGGUAGUGGUAAAAGUACAAUCGUCCGAUUAAUAUUCAGAUUUUACGAUGUUGUAUCUGGAUCUAUCUUAAUUGACGGCCAAAAUAUCAAAGAUGUUAAACAGGAAUCUUUGAGGAAAGCUAUAGGAGUGGUGCCUCAAGAUACUGUGCUUUUUAAUGAUACCAUAAAAUACAACAUAGGUUAUGGCAACCUGAAAGCAGCUGAUGAUGAAAUCGUUGAUUCGGCCAAAGGAGCCGAUAUGCACGAAGCUAUACUGAAUUUCAAGGAAGGAUACGAAACAGAGGUAGGUGAAAGAGGUUUACGCUUGAGUGGAGGUGAGAAACAAAGGGUCGCCAUUGCUCGAACAUUACUUAAAGCACCACGAAUCGUUCUAUUGGAUGAGGCCACCAGUGCUUUGGAUACUCAAACAGAAAGAAAUAUUCAGGAGUCUUUAAGUAGUAUGUGUUCAAACAGGACAACUCUCAUCAUUGCACAUAGGCUUUCUACUAUCAUCCAUGCUGAUCAAAUUUUGGUUUUGAAAGAAGGAAUAAUUGUAGAAAGGGGAAGACAUGACGAAUUAUUGGCAGAAGAAGGAUUGUACGCAUCGAUGUGGAAGUUACAGUUGGAAUCGAACAUUUCUGAAUAAAUUUCUUUACCUCGA